Molecule: messenger RNA, 2334 nt
Organism: Rhodotorula toruloides NP11
Lineage: Eukaryota; Fungi; Basidiomycota; Microbotryomycetes; Sporidiobolales; Sporidiobolaceae
Product: calcium/calmodulin-dependent protein kinase kinase
Exons: 8
Coding region: 1-2334 (777 amino acids)
Biological process (GO): intracellular signal transduction; protein phosphorylation
Cellular component (GO): cytoplasm
Molecular function (GO): ATP binding; protein serine/threonine kinase activity
Source: RefSeq, a predicted model, not a curated record
AUGGCGCCGAUCAGCAAAAUCAUCUCGACGCUGUUCUGCGGCAUCGGCAGCGACUCGAACGAUGGCCGCUCGCCGAGUCCACCUCCUCCAGUCCUCACAUCCGAUCAGCAGCACAAAGCGGCGACUCCACCGCACGAGCUGCCCGCCUUGAACUUUGCAGCGCCCUUGACAGCUCCAGAACUGCCAAAGAGCCACCCGCCAUCCGUCCAGGCGAGCGACGACGCCAGCUCUGCGCCUCUUCCACCUGCGACCUCGCCGGCUGCUCUCUCGCCGCCCAUAGCGCCUGUGCCGAAGCUGCGACAGCUUGUGGUCUCUGAACCGCCUUCAAUCUCACACUAUGUCAUCCCGCCAACACCCAUCGACCCUCUCACGGCCUCCCCUCCUCCCUUCGAACGGCCCGCAACUCCGUCUGACUCGCGCUCGCCAGCAGCCUCAACCAGCUCAACACCCCGCCUGUACCCUUCCUCGCCAAAUCUUACCGUCACAGACCCGCGGUCACGCUCUCCACACCGGCCGCCGCGCGGUCACCACCGGAGAAGCUCGUCCACGGGAUCCAGGUCUUUCCGCGAGACGCUGAACGCAUUCGCGGUCGAAGGGCCGGAUGGGGUGCGCAGUGUGAACCAUUACGUCCUGGGAGAGGUGUUGGGGAGGGGAUCGUACGCGACUGUCGAGAAGGCGAUCGAUCGCGAGACGGGACAUGCCUAUGCCAUCAAGGAGUUCUCGAAACGGCGACUACGGCAGAUUGCAGCGGCAGAAGCGUUGCGGAGAGAGCGACAAGCGGAUCGAAUGAACGGCCGAGGUCGCGGACGAGGUCGCGGACGAGGGCGAGGGCGAGGAGGCGCUACGUCUGCGUCGCGGAUCCUGCAGGCGGCGGCGGAUGAUCCAGAUACGGCUGGACCGGACAACCUGGAUCUCGUCAAAACGGAGGUUGCUAUCAUGAAGAAGGUCGACCACCCGAAUUUGGCCUCUGUUCACGAGGUCAUCGACGUGACUUCAGACGAUGCGUUGCUGAUCAUGGAGCUUUGCGAAGGCGGACCGAUCCUCAAGCUGAAGGACGGCGAGGAGGUCAAGCCUUACACAGAGGAAGAGGCGCGGCUGAUCUUCCGGCAACUCGUGUUGGGGAUUGCCUACUUGCAUCACAACGAGAUCAUCCACCGCGAUAUCAAGCCUGACAACGCCCUCUUCUCCGACCUCGCCCGCACGCACGUCAAGCUGGUUGACUUUGGCGUCUCCAAGUUCGCGCAAACGCCUCAGCCUUCGGCGAUGGACAAGCCGGGCAACCUGUCGGUCGCGGGCAGUCCGGCUUACAUGGCGCCUGAGUUGCUUCCGUCGAGCAAGAAGGAGGAUGAAGAGGAGGAAGAGGGCUUGAAGCUGGAGGAUGGGAAGGUUGGAUACGCUUGCGAUGUGUGGAGUCUAGGCGCAACGCUCUACGCCCUUGUGACUGGUCGCUUGCCCUUCCAAGCCGAGGACCCUAUCGAGCUCUUCCGCCAAAUCCGGGAGGACCCCGUCGACAUCCCUUCCACCGUCUCCGAACCCCUCCGCAACCUCCUCACCUCGCUCCUCGCCAAAUCUCCCUCAGCUCGCCCGUCCGUCCCCUCGCUUUGGUCCGACCCAUGGCUCACGUUCAACUCAACCGACCCGAUGCCCUCAUAUGAAGAGAACGUCUCGACCGAGAUCCAAGAACCCUCAGGCGAGGAAGUCGACCACGCGCUCGCGGCUUAUCGCGGCUCGGCGUUUUUGGCGAUGAGCGCGGCGGCCAAGUUCAAGGGGUUGUUGAAUGCUGCGAUGGUUAGGAGGAAGAGCGAGGCGGCUCUGGCGGGUUCGUCGUCCACCGACAGUGUCGAGGCGGACACCAAGGCGCGAGGGGGAGGCGUGAUGGUCGAUUCACCCGAGAUGGUCUCGAGUCCAAUCGCCUCGCCCGACCUGCGCCCUUCGUCAACCUCGUCAACUCCAUCGCCCUCGUCUUCGCGCAACAACCUCGCCGGUCGACGCCGUCCUGCAGCGCGCGAACAGACAACCAUGUCGUCCCUCUCGAUCAGCGAUGCGACUUCGCGCUGGACGCUGUCUACCCCUACAUCCGUCUCUGGCGGGUCGGCAGAGCGUGCGAAGGACGACGAGCAAGACGAAGACGAAGACACCGAGAUGCGCAGUCGCUCUGAUUCUCCGACACCUAUGCCAGCCAGCCCCCGACAGCAACCACGAACGACAGACGAGCCUCGAGAGUGGGGCGGGACGACGGCGCCCAGUGCGGCGAUGGACGAGGCGGGGGUCGUCAAGCCUGAUGAGAAGGGAGGGACGGGGGCGGGCGCGGACGUGUGGGAGGAUCCGGAGUAG